AUGACCAUCUCUCAAACUGUCCCCAAGCUCUUCCAACCGAUUAAGGUUGGGAACGUCGACCUCAAGCACCGCAUCGUGCUCGCGCCUCUGACGCGUUUCCGCGCGGACGACAACCACGUACACACCGAUCUCGCCGUCGAAUACUAUGCCCAGCGUGCGAGCACGCCGGGAACUCUGCUUAUCACGGAGGCAACUGUCAUCGCGCCUCAAGCAGGCGGCUAUGACAAUGCGCCUGGUAUAUGGAACGACGCGCAGAUUGCCGCAUGGAAGAAGAUCACGGAUGCCGUGCAUGCGAAGCACUCGUACAUCUAUGUUCAGCUGUGGGCAUUGGGCCGUGCAGCAUACCCCGAGGUCUUGAAGAAGGAAGGGCCGUAUGACGUCGUCAGCGCGAGCGACAUACCCUUGGCAGAUGCCGAUCAUCCUGGACAUACUCCGCGACCGCUCACGGUGGAGGAAAUCAAAGAGUACGUGCAGCUGUAUGCGCAAGCUGCCAAGAAUUCCCUUCAGGCUGGAUUCGAUGGCGUUGAGAUUCACUCGUCCAAUGGAUACCUCCUCGACCAGUUCAUCCAGACCAACUCGAACAAGCGUAGCGACGAGUACGGCGGAUCCAUCGAGAACCGCCUCCGCUUCGUGUCUGAGGUCGUGCAAGCCAUUACCGCUGUCGUCGGGGACGAACGUACUGGCAUCCGCUUGUCGCCUUGGUCGCCGUUCCAAUUGAUGCGCAUGCCCGACCCCAUUCCCACGUUCUCCGCGCUCAUCAAGCAUCUCGCUGAGAACCACUCCAACCUGUCAUAUGUGCACGUCGUGGAGCCGCGCAUCAACGGUAUCACAGACUCUGAGGGCGGCGACAUAGGCGGUAGCCAGGAGAGUAACGCUUUCAUCCGCCCGCUCUGGAGCCCGAGACCGUUGAUCGUCGCGGGCAACUUCAAGAGGGAGAGCGCGAUCGAUGCGGCGGAGAAGGAGAACGUGCUCGUUGCGAUAGGCAGGCACUUCACCUCGAAUCCGGACUUGCCCAAGAGGUGGCAGGUAAACGCGGAGUUGGCACCUUACGACCGUAAGACGUUCUACUCGAAGGGGCCGAAAGGGUAUACGGAUUGGGCGUUCUUGAUGGCAGGCACCGAGUUGCAGAUGGGUUUCGAAUAG
Peniophora sp. CBMAI 1063 is the source of this 1143-nucleotide messenger RNA. Lineage: Eukaryota; Fungi; Basidiomycota; Agaricomycetes; Russulales; Peniophoraceae. The record is from the annotation of a GenBank genome assembly.